AUGUUUGUCCUGUUUGGUCCUUUUUUGUGGCUCGCCGAAAUCCAUCGUUCCACCCUUCAACCUUUCCCGCAUUUCUUUCUUGCCCUCUCUCUACAGCAUAUUCAACCCCCCAAGCUCACAAUGCUUCUUCCCCGGGCCCUCCCCAGGCGAACCGGCCUCGUCCGGUUCCCCGGCAUCCGACAAAUCACUCUUCGCCGCACAAUGAUCCCCGCCCCAGGCCCGAACACGGGGCCACUCAUGGAGCGCCGCGCAGACCGCGAACUACCCACCAUCAACAACAGCAAGGGCUGGCUCAAGACGCUGCCAAUUUUCGUGGUAGCCGUCGGAGCAGCUAUGCUUGGCAUUUUCAAUUACCAGAAGUCCUCGUCGAGUGUGGUUAGCAGUACUCUGUACGCUUUGCGCACGUCGCCGCAGGCGCGUGAAAUCCUCGGCGAUGAAAUCUACUUUGCGCAGCAGAUUCCGUGGAUUAGUGGUGAAAUGAACCAGUUGCAUGGGCGCAUUGAUAUUUCUUUCUGGGUGAAGGGGACCAAGGGUCAGGGCAAGAUGCGGUUUAAGAGUAUUCGACCGGAUCGGAUGAGUUUCUUCCGCACUGAGGUAUGGAGUCUGGAGACCGAGGAUGGAACCGUGGUGCAGCUGCUGGAUAGCGACACCGAUCCGUUCCGCCAAGAGUAA
Penicillium cataractarum is the source of this 672-nucleotide messenger RNA. RefSeq names its product cytochrome c oxidase assembly factor 1 family protein. Bases 1 to 672 code for a protein of 223 amino acids. Gene Ontology annotation, biological process: mitochondrial respiratory chain complex IV assembly. Gene Ontology annotation, cellular component: mitochondrial inner membrane. Lineage: Eukaryota; Fungi; Ascomycota; Eurotiomycetes; Eurotiales; Aspergillaceae. The record is from RefSeq and is a predicted model, not a curated record. The transcript is spliced from 2 exons.